AUGGGAUCGCUGAUUCUCCCGGAGCUCAGCUCGGAUUUCAAAUUCACGGCGAAAUCGUGCGUCCGGCGGACAAUCGGCGGCGAGACUUUGCCGCAUGUCUCGAGGAUCCGCGUCGUGUCCGAGAAAAUUCUGAAGCUCGAGGACUACGCCAGUAGGCUCCGAGAUGAGAUGAAGAAGGUCGACGCCUUCAAGCGGGAGCUUCCUCUGUGCUUGCUCCUCCUUCGAGAUGCAAUUGUAGCGACCGAGGAUGAAUUAGCUCAGUGCAGGAAAUCAAGUGCUGAGCCUGUGUUGGAAGAAUUCAUACCCAUGAAAAGGAUCUGUAGAGAUGAAGGAUUUGAUAAAGUCGAGAGCCGUCGAGAUAGGGAAGAUAGCUGCAGAGAUAAAAUGAAUUGGAUGAGCUCUGUGCAGUUAUGGAACUCUGACGAUCAUCCUUCUCCAGAUACCGAGCUUAACAGCGACAAACUCACCUUAAAACUCGACGAUACCAAUAGAAAAAGAACGGAAGAGGAAAUGAAUUUGUUUCAGAAUGUUAAAAGCAGGACAGUGGUAAAGCCCUUGGUACCCUUUGCCGGUUGUACUAAUUUUCCGGUGAUGUCAAAAGGAAAAGAUGACCGGCAUGAAUUUCCCAUUCCGAAUCUCUCUCUAUGCACACCUGAACUGAAAAGCUCGAUAGAAGGACUUAAUUCUAUUGGUUUCAGUCCGAAAUCGUGUUCCAGCAGAUCAGGAUCUCCUUCAUCUGCUAAUGUACAAUCGAAUUUAAGGACCGGAGAUCAUCAAUCUGCUAGGAAGCAAAGACGGUGCUGGUCGCCUGAUUUGCAUCGCCAGUUUAUCAAUGCCCUGCAGCAGCUUGGAGGCGCCCAAGUUGCUACCCCGAAGCAGAUUAGAGAGCUUAUGCAAGUUGACGGCCUCACCAACGAUGAAGUGAAGAGUCAUUUGCAAAAAUAUCGUCUUCACAGUCGAAGGCUCUCAGGAAACUCUUCUUCUCAAUCGGUUGGAGUGUGGAUGCCCGAAGAACAUUGCAACGAAUCACGAAAGCGUUUGCAUUCGGGCUCGCCCGAAGGCCCAUUCCAUUUGGAAGGCACUUCUGGAGGAAAUGAAGACGAAUAUGAUGAAAACUAUGAGCAUUCGAUUGUGCGGGGGAGAUAA
This is a messenger RNA of Striga hermonthica, 1146 nucleotides long. The record is from the annotation of a GenBank genome assembly. Lineage: Eukaryota; Viridiplantae; Streptophyta; Magnoliopsida; Lamiales; Orobanchaceae.